AUUGCCAUUGCCGGAGACCAAAUUUAUGGGCUACUGGAAAACGAAUCAUUUGGGGAAAUCACGCCGAAGACUCUUGUGCCCUGCCGAAACACAUCGUGUAGAAGUGAAGGGCCCCAUACAUUUAAACCUGCAGGGCUUCCCUCUGGAAAGGCACGAGGGCAGAGCCUUGAGUUUCACGGAAGAGCUGGCCUUCUGGAGCCUCCCUUUGAACCAGGUUAACUUAGUCUGCGAUGUGGCGUCUCAAGAGCGCGAAGACGGGACUUCGCUUUACGUGGCCACCUGCAAUCCCGUCUCCUUAUAUUCCAUGAACGCCUCUGGGAAAACCGGACACUGCAUGGACCUCUACGACCUCUUCCCGCGAACCCUUCGGGGCAUGUGGCAGCCCUUCGUCCGGCUGGCCCCCCUCGGCAGCCCCCUCCAAGGCCAGGUCGUUCUGCACGAAGAGCAGAAUCACAUCAUUUUAUUGGUGGACACGAACACGGGGGCCGUCAGCCGCCUCACCUUGUUACCGGAUAUCCCGGCGUCGCGGAAAGGAACAUCGUGGUGGGGAGGCAAUCCAGAGGAGAAGACAAGUCACAAAAUGUGCAAAGAAUUCGCCCAUAAGAAUUGGCUGGUGUUCUACAAAGAAGGAGGGAACUACCUUACCGUCAUGGAUGUCCUGGAGGGCAAUGCCCACACCAUCUCCUUGCCCAUCAGCCUCAAGUCUGUCUUUUUAGUGGCCGAAGACCGGUGGCUUUUGGUGGAAAAUAAAACGAACCAGAAGUACCUGCUGACUAAGCCAAUACAUCUGGCGGUGGAGGAGACCGGGGUGUGCCAAUUACACACGCUGACCGAGGAACCUGGGGAAACUGGAUUUGGGGUAACGACAGGGGUGGACACCUACGUGCCCCAGGCUGCCUCUCGGGAUCCGCUGUCUUCCGAGAACUUAAGCCGAGCCGUUGAGCAGAAAAUCAGUGCCCCCAACCGAAUAUUCUCCGGCCGGGAGGAUUAUGCAACAGUGGUGGUCGGAUUCCCAGAUCUCAUG
Molecule: messenger RNA, 1024 nt
Organism: Thamnophis sirtalis
Lineage: Eukaryota; Metazoa; Chordata; Lepidosauria; Squamata; Natricidae
Source: RefSeq, a predicted model, not a curated record